GCUCGUGAAAGUCGGAGAGUGGAAUCCCGGUGCAGGCGUUAACAUCACCGAUAGGGCGGCGUUCUUCGAUCCGGGCACGAUGAACGUCACAUUGGUGGUUAUCACGAUACUGACGCCUUAUGUUAUGAUGCAUCUUGGCAAGAAUUUUACUGGCAAUAGUAGAUUUUAUGGGUUUUGCGUGGAUAUCUUAGAGAGUAUCUCGAGGGAGGUCGGCUUCGAUUAUCUCCUCGAAUUGGUGCCGGAUCAUAAAUACGGUGCGUUGGAUCCCGACACAGGAGAAUGGAAUGGCAUGGUGCAACAACUCAUGUCGCAUGAGCAACCUUACGUAAUGAUGAGAGGACAGUCCAACCUGGUAGGAAACGCUCGGUACGAGGGUUUCUGCAUUGACUUGCUGGAAGAGAUUGCUUCAAUGGUAGGCUUCGAGUAUCGCAUAGACCUGGUCCCCGAUGGUAAAUACGGUGCAAUCGACUUAGAAACCGGCGAAUGGAACGGUAUCGUCAGACAACUCAUGGACAAGAAGGCGGAUCUGGCCGUCGGAUCGAUGACUAUAAACUACGCCAGGGAGAGUGUGAUCGACUUCACGAAGCCGUUCAUGAACCUCGGCAUAAGCAUCCUCUUCAAGGUGCCCACCAGCCAGCAGACGCGUUUGUUCUCGUUCAUGAAUCCUCUGGCGAUGGACAUUUGGCUGUACGUGCUCUCCGCGUACGUUCUCGUCUCGAUCACGAUGUUCGUUGUAGCCAGAUUCUCGCCGUACGAAUGGCAGAAUCCGCAUCCGUGCGAGGUGGAGAACGAGACCGUCGAAAACCAAUUCUCAAUGUCCAAUUCCUUCUGGUUCACCAUCGGCACUUUGAUGCAACAAGGUUCCGAUCUCAAUCCCAAGGCAACGUCGACCCGCAUCGUCGGCGGUAUCUGGUGGUUUUUCACUCUAAUCAUAAUCUCCUCGUACACGGCGAAUUUGGCCGCCUUCCUAACGGUGGAACGGAUGAUAACGCCUAUAGAAAACGCCGAAGAUUUGGCCGGACAAACGGAUAUUCCUUACGGGACUUUGGAGAGCGGAUCGACGAUGACGUUCUUCAGGGAUUCGAUGAUCGAGACGUACAAGAAGAUGUGGCGGUUCAUGGAGAACAGGAAACCUUCGGUUUUCGUUCCCACCUACGAGGAGGGCAUCCAGAAGGUGCUCGAAGGGAAUUACGCGUUCUUGAUGGAGUCCACGAUGCUCGACUACAUCGUUCAGAGGGAUUGCAAUCUGACGCAAAUCGGGGGAUUGUUGGAUUCCAAGGGAUACGGCAUCGCGACGCCCAUGGGAAGUCCUUGGAGGGAUAAGAUUUCUCUGGCUAUACUCGAGCUGCAGGAGAAAGGGGAGAUUCAGAUGCUGUACGAUAAAUGGUGGAAGAACUCUGGAGAUACUUGCACGAGGAACGAGAAAGGGAAAGAGUCGAAGGCGAAUUCGCUGGGAGUGGAUAAUAUUGGAGGCGUUUUCGUCGUACUUCUCUGCGGACUAGCUUUCGCCGUAAUCGUAGCUAUCUUCGAGUUUUGCUACAACUCCAAGAAAAACGCUCUCACCGAAAAGAGAUCGUCGACGGCGCCCCAUCAAUCUCUUUGCGCGGAAAUGGGUGGAGAACUGUGCUUCGCCCUUCGAUGUCGAGGUUCGCGGCAACGUCCGGCCCUUCGAAGGCAAUGCUCCAAAUGUCUUCCGGGCGCUACGUACGUUGCAGCCACCUUGGAUAUACCCACUCAUCCUCCACUUCCUCCUAGCAGGAUGCCACCCACCAACGGAUUAACAGCGCACGUCUGCCCAGAAGAACAAAUCAUCGGGAGGAUGGUCGAUCUGCAGCAUCAUCACGUUCAGCGCGACUUCGACUUACCAUAAGACGCGCAAUCAUCAGACCACAAAAGAAAACAAGAGAAGAAGAACAAUCAUUUUACCGUUUUCAUUUUUUUCAUUUUCUGUCUUGAUUCCUCCGUUUUCUUCGUACACCGACUUCUUUGUACAUUUUAAUUAAGAUUUUAAUUACGGCCAGAGGCCUAAUGACGAGAUGAAAGCCAUUUCUGAACUUGAGCGGAAACUCUGGGACGGCUGGGAUGGGAAAUGGUUGGUGAUGAUGGUGUUGGCGGUUUUGCAGGAAGUAGUCGAUGAUGUUCCGGCGCGCCUCCGGCCUCCACUAAUUGUCACCUCUCUCACUUUCCACUUCGUUCCAAAUCAAAUUACUUGGAAUGGUUGAAUAAUGGGUCUCUCUUUGCGUAGAUUCCUCGUGGUGCGAUUUGUGUACACACGGACAGAAAGAAAGAAAGAAAGAAAGGACGUAUUAUCGUGAUAAAUGUGUCUCAGAAUAAAGUACGAAAUGAAUGAAAUAAAUUAAAUUGAAAAUAUCAACAACAACAACAACCUGUUAUUAAAUGGCAUAUUUAUACAACGCGUGGUCGUUCUAUGUCAUCGGUAAUUCCACUUUUUUUGUUUGUUAUUGAACAGUGAAAGC
Molecule: messenger RNA, 2477 nt
Organism: Nicrophorus vespilloides
Lineage: Eukaryota; Metazoa; Arthropoda; Insecta; Coleoptera; Silphidae
Product: glutamate receptor ionotropic, kainate 2-like
Exons: 9
Coding region: 80-1870 (596 amino acids)
Biological process (GO): monoatomic ion transport
Cellular component (GO): postsynaptic membrane; plasma membrane
Molecular function (GO): glutamate-gated receptor activity
Source: RefSeq, a predicted model, not a curated record